Messenger RNA from Punctularia strigosozonata HHB-11173 SS5, 702 nucleotides. RefSeq lists its product as uncharacterized. Lineage: Eukaryota; Fungi; Basidiomycota; Agaricomycetes; Corticiales; Punctulariaceae. The coding region runs from base 1 to 702 and encodes 233 amino acids. The record is from RefSeq and is a predicted model, not a curated record. The transcript has 5 exons.
AUGGUUUCAUAUAUCGUCGGUAGCUUCAUGGUCGUAGGCGCCGCUCUAGUACUCUAUGACUACAUGACGUGGGUAUCUUCCGGCACAGGAGGGAUACCGCCCACUCCCUAUGGUUACCUCAGGAGUACCAAACUUUGGAUGAAACAACUUCUGGGCGCCACAUAUUUACGGGACUCGAGACCGUUGGAAAACGAGCCCGCAUUGCAAUUUCUUCCCUUGGGGUCCAUCCCUCCUCGCCGAGGCGGACGUCCGCAAAUGAGAGCACGUCCACUUCCGCAUCGUCAGAUUGUUGACGAAUUAUCCUCGGACAUCAAAGAGCAAAUUCUCGCUUUGACAGAGAGAGUUCACGAGGACUAUCCUCGUAUCACGCUCGUACGGCCGUCGAGGGCAGGGGGCGAAACAUCCGUCGCAAUAUAUGCGAAUCCCGAUCUGCCCACCCUCAACAAGGCUCCUGCCGACGCGCUUCAGUGCGAGAUCGCCCAUGCGCCUCCAGAGGACGGGGCCUUCCACGUAUUGCUGUCUCCUGCAGACGCCGUGCAGGUCAUCCGCGCAUAUUGGGGCGAACAGUUCGCGAUUCCCGACUUGUCUCCUGGCUACAUCCUCGUUUACGCGCCAAGAGAUGGGGAAGAACUCGAAAUAGUGGGGAGCAUCCUACGUGCAGUACACUGGGUCACUGGCGCCUCGAGCGCUCUGCACGUUUAA